Molecule: messenger RNA, 12219 nt
Organism: Lobosporangium transversale
Lineage: Eukaryota; Fungi; Mortierellomycota; Mortierellomycetes; Mortierellales; Mortierellaceae
Exons: 14
Coding region: 373-12198 (3941 amino acids)
Biological process (GO): proteasome-mediated ubiquitin-dependent protein catabolic process; protein polyubiquitination; positive regulation of protein catabolic process
Molecular function (GO): ubiquitin-protein transferase activity; protein binding
Source: RefSeq, a predicted model, not a curated record
CGCUCUUUUUGACAGACGACUACAAGAGCAUUGUCGUUUGUACAUACAACUCUUUCACCCUUCACUUUGCUUCUUUGUCUCUAUUCCACAACACAUACAUUUUAUUCAAAAACAAAAAACAAAAAAACUAAAAAAAAAGAGAAAAAAGAUAUACACACGGACACAGACAGUCAAACAAUUUUUAUCACGCGUUUUUCAUUUUUCAUUUUUCAUUUUUUGUUCUUUCUCCAUCUCUCCUUCUUUCUCCUUCUUUUCUUUCUAUUCCCUUCUGCCUGACAUAUUCGCAAAUCUAUUUUGUUUUAUCUUUCUUUAUUGUCGCCAGAAGCCUUUCCGUUACUGCUCCUCAACUCUCAUUAGUGAAUUAUCUGCAAAAUGAAGAUCAAAAAGACUCCUGUCAAGAAGUUGGCUGUGCCGCCACUUCCAAUCCGAAACUUAAUCAAGACACUUAAAGAGUGUCCUGAAGCAGAAAUUGCAAAUCAUAUUGAGGCAACGCCAGAAUGGACAUGGCCGCGAGGAGAUCUGUUCCAUUGGGUAGGCGUGCUCAACCGCUUCGACGAAAUUCUCGAAACGCUUUGUAAACGCUAUGACAUGAAGAAGCCACAGUCAAAGGUGAUGACGCCUGGGGACUGGCGUCUAACUAUCGCCAUGCUCACAUUUUCACGGCUCUUGCUUGAGAACUGUACUAACCGGAAUCUCUAUGCUUCUUAUGAGCAACUCAACGAUUUACUUAAUGCUCGUGAUCUGGAUAUUCUGGAGUCGUGUCUUCGUCUUCUACUUCGACCUGCUCAGCGUCACAGCGCUCAGCGUUCAGCACGCUCAAUAUUCACGGUGUCACAGGAUAAACUAUUGGCUCUUGCACAUUCCUGGGGUAGCAAAGAAUACGGUCUGGACAUGCAGCAACUUGCAGAUGACAAAGCCGAAAUCCCAGAACGAAUGCGAACACUCAGUUUUCAGUUCUAUAGAACAAUAACUCCCAAUAAACAACCCAAUUCAGACGCAGCCUCGACAACCUCAUCAGGGUCUAGCACCAUCGUUCCAACAGCAUCGUCAUCAACCACACCUUCCGUCUCUGCAUCAUCUUCCUCGCCCACAAAACAGAGGCGACCUUCUAAUUCUGCUGUAUCUUCGACUGUACAUCCCCCAUCCAACGCUUCCUCUAAUGCUACCUCAUCCACAAACGAAGGCAUGGUCGUGAUCCAAGUCUCCGAUCUCAGUCAAAUGGGCUCCUCAGACUAUGGAAUUCUUCAGCACCUGGUAGACGAGUAUAAAGUUCCUGAAGAACACCAUUUUCAACUUCUCAGCCGUAUCAGGAUAGCUACAGGAAUCACUGAUCCAAAGCAUCGCAAGCAACUUUUGCUGAUCCGAAUCUUGGCCAUUGCUGUCAUGUCUCAUGUCCUUCCUGAAAAUGUUGCUCUUGAAAAAUUCUUCGCUUUCGAACCUGAGAUCAUCCAGAGCUUAACUGAUCUCAUUCAUCCGGAUCAUAAUGUGCCUUUUAAUCUGCAAACUGUCGCGCUUUUUGCAAUAGACGGAUUAGCACAUUUGAGAAGCAAGCAGCUGGAAGUGCUGGCUGCAGUGAAUGCUUCUGCGAGCCACGGCGUUCUUUUGUAUGCAUUGCGCAAGAUUGUCACCAAUAUCGAUGCCCCAAAUGUACCCUAUUCACAGGAAUAUUUGGAUGCAAUGUUCGCGUUCAUUUCAUUCAUCAUUGGUUCACAAAUGGGAGGGAAUAUGGUUAUAUCAGCUGGCAUUGUCCCCGUCAUUCUACAGAUGCUUUCAAACAAGCAACCCACACAGCUAAAAAAUGUCACUAAGGGCGUUACCAUCUUGGAUAGCCUUAUUUAUGGUUUUAGUACCGCUUUUACGUCAUUUUGCUCAGCCGGUGGACUGAACAGCUUAGUCGCGAGAAUCAAGGAUGAGGUAGACUAUUCAUUGAAGCUAGUCAAAGAAGCUGAGGUGUCUCAAAUGAUAGGUGUUACUUCUACGUCUGUCUCCAGUGAUAAAGAUCAGGUUAAAGAUGAAGACGCCUCCCCUAUUCCUUUUGAAAGGACUGCAUUGCUUAAGGCCAUGUUUAAAUUUGUUAUCCACAUGAUGCAAAGUCCUGGCACUCAAGAAGGAUUGCGGAAUCUUAUCGACACUUCACUACCAGCCACACUCAAGGACAUCAUGGAGAACCCAAAUGCUCUAGGAAAUUCUGUCUACGCUCAUGCAAUCAACACUAUGACAUCCUUUAUCCACAAUGAGCCAACAUCUCUUGUCAUUUUGCAGGAGGCCAAGAUACCCCAAACGCUUCUUGCGAGUCUUUCCAAAGAAAUCCCCCCAUCCAAUGACGUUGCAGUUAACCUUCCAGGAGCAUUUGGCGCUAUCUGUCUCAACCCUGCUGGAUUGGAAAUGUUCAACAAAGAGUUCUCUAUCAAAAAGUUCUUUGACAUCUUUACUUCCAUCCCACAUGUACAAGCGUUUCAAGAUAAUGAUGUUGCAUCCAAUCUGGGAGUCUCCAUGGAUGAAUUGAUUCGGCACCAGCCUUCGCUAAAAGCUAACGUGAUGUCUGAAAUUGUUGCUAUGUUGAAGCAGGUUCUCACGAUGUGUGGAUCUGAAGAGGUGGUUGAAAAUGAUAUUGUAUUUUGUACUCUACAAAAGACCCGAGCUAAAGGUGCCCCACCUCUGGGCCAUGUUUCAGAAGAAGAUGGCGCAAAAGACGAUCGAAAGGAUAGUCUUGUUGCACAGUUGAUCGAGGCAUCUGCAAGAUUUUGUGAGAGCUUUUUCGCCAACACUUCAAGUGCCAAAGACUUUUUGAAGUCUGAUGGGGUGGAUAUUCUCAUGCGAUUUUACACUCUUCCGACAUUGCCAUACGAUUUGGCCAAUACUCCCGCCUUCUUUACUUUGUCGCAUCUUCUUAAGCUUCUCAGUGAGACGAACCCUGGCACAGCCAUUUCAGCUGUGUUGAAAGAAGUGAACAAGAUGUUACUCAAAGUACAACCAUUACUUCAAUCCAACAAUCCAACAUCGGAAUUGAUUCAGUAUAUUGACAUUUCAGAAUCAAGCGAAGAUGUAAUUUCAAAAGGGAAUGAUAUACUUCGAAACUUGACAAGCUUGCACGCACUGAGUGGGCUUAUAUCAGAUAUGUUUUGUGCCUCUGCGUUUUCUCAUGGUCGAAAUUCCGCAUCUGUCUUGGCUGCAUUCGUGGAUGCACAAGGUGACAAGGCACUUGCGGGUCUUGGUCAGCUCCACAGGACAUGUGUUUGGGAAAGCAUCACAAUGAGACGCAUUUUACAGAACAAUUGGAAUGACCCUAAUCCAAAAGCAAAAAAAAUUUAUAACCCUGCGUCAGUUCCGGGCACUGUGGAUGAUAACACCAAUGAUUCUGUGAGCGAAGAUAAGGAAAUGACAGCAGUGAACCCCAAUGUGGAUACAUACACGCCUAGUGCGAUCAACACAAAAUACUUCAAAUUCUUGCUCACUCAGAUCCCUCACUAUCUCACACCAAUGUAUCAAGGCAUGGUCAAGAUGUUGUUUAACCGGCGUGAUGUCGAGGCAUCUCAGCGUGCUCACUCUUUUCAGAUUGCGGAUUCUCUGUCAAGGGUCUUGCAAGGCCAUGUGUCAUGGAAGUUGUUAGAUUCAAGUGCUUCAGCCCAAGACAAAUAUACGUACCUUAAUACGAUGUUAAAAUUGUUACCAUUCCUAUUUCUGGAUGAUCGCAGUCCUGCCACACUUCAAACUAUUAUGGUUGUCUCGUUUGUCAGGACAGGAGGUUUGGAGCUAUUGUUUUCAUGGCUGGAUACAUUUUGGGCAGAAACUAUUGCGAUCCAUUCCUCAUCUACGGUAGCCGAGAAAGAGCAAAAGGACUUAUUGGUCAAACUGUAUGGAUCUAUCGAAAUCAUUCUAAGCGUGAUUCAAAUGUUCACAUCCUACAAACUUCUACUCGAAUCAUCACACACAUCACCAUUAACAUCCAAAGAUGAUAAGAACAGGAAAGAAGACUUUUUUGAGCCGCAUGAAUUCUUGGUUGACCUUCGGUUGGCAGUUUUGCCUCGCAUUAGAAGCCUUUGGAUGGAUAAACAAUUAGAUCACUGUCCUGCAGUUAUCACUCGCCAUGUCAUCCAAAUUAUCACCAACAUAUUAAAGGCCGCUGGUGAAACCAAGCCCCCUGCUCCAUCAACCCCACAAGCAGUUAUAGGUACACCUUCGUCUGUGUUUGGUGCUCGGCCCCUCGUACCCGAUGCUGCCAGUGUGGCUACACUAUUGGACAUGGGCUUCCCACGAUCUGCUGCGGAGCAAGCACUGGUUCGAUCUGGAAAUCAGCUCGAGCGAGCCACAGAAUAUUUGCUUACGCAUCAGGAAGUCGUAGCGGCUGCAAUCUAUGAGCAGGAGCGUGAAGAGGCUGCAGCUCGCGCUGCAGCUAUUGCGGCAGCCAACGCCGCCGGCUCAACUGAAGCUGCUGCAACGGAACCCGCCGCAGGAUCUUCCACUGAGAACAAUGCUACAACCACGUCCGGAACUCAGGAAGGAGAAACCUCUGCCAUUGCUGGAAAUCAAACGCAGGGGAAUGAAGGCGCGAGUGAUGAAGACGAUGAAGAGGAAGAUAACGACGAUAGUGAAGAUGAUGAUGACGACGAAGAUGAUGAUGAAGAGGAAAUGCUGCGACAGGCGCUCGCAAUGUCUCAGGCGCUGGAUGCGCCCACGCCCAAUGCUGACUCUGCUGAUGUCUCUUCUGUUCAAGAAUUGACUAACGAGGGUGCUUCUACUUCUAGAGAAGUCCAAUCUUCCUCUACCUCCAGCAAUCAGCAGGAUCAUGAUGGGACAAGUGGACGGGCUGAAGAGAAUGCGAAUAACAGGGCAACUGAAGAAGCAAAAAAGGAGGAUGAGUACAAGGCCGCGCUGGCACGCCAUCAAAGACACAAGGAGGAACUGUCAAAGGGCCGUGACGAGAUAAAACCUCUUCUCAUUACCCGAUCUCUAGAAUUGAUUGACGCUUGUGAAGACAUUAUCUUUUACGUCAGGGAUUUGUUCAUUCUCUUGUCUAAGGAAAAGGACAGUAAGCUGCUGGAUGAACUUGUCAAGGAUCUUGAAAAAGUCAGCAAUUUCAACAAUCAGACCAACAGCACUGAAAAAGUAUUCGGUGGCCGUCUGCGACUGUUGGCUUUGCUUUUUGGCGACAUUUCAAUUCAGUCCAAGAUGAGCGAAUACGGUCCUACACUUGCGCCUUUAUUAAUGACAACCUUAACAGAUUACAUCAAACUUCAGGGUUCUCAAAAGGGCAAUACGUGGCUAUCCCCGCUGUUACUUAUGAUUGAAAGUCUCUUGUCGAUGUCAGACGAGAUCAAAGCUGUUCCAGAUGACACAACGGCAGAAGCAAAGCUCAAAGCUACACAUGAUAAGGACAUGAAGCACGAUAUCAUCUCUAGCUCUGACAUGGAGAAUCUACUCAGCUACUCUAUCAUUCUUCUCAAUCAAGAAGAUCUUACAAAGGAUACUACACUUGCGGUUUUCCGUAUACUUGUGCGCCUUACUCGACACCACGCGCUGGCCCUGAAGUUUUUGAAGUCUAAUGGUCUGGAGCUGAUUUUCUCGACCCUGAGGCCUGAAAGGAUUGGUAUUCAAGGACAACAAAGCUUUAUUGUCAUGAUCAUGCGUCAUAUUAUCGAGGACACAGUUACUUUGCAGGCGACGAUGGAGAAGGAGAUUGUACGGUGGUUUGCGCAACCUACUCGCGCAAGAACUGCGGAUAUUCAAAGCUAUCUUCGCUAUAACAAUUUCUUAGGACUACGCGACCUAGAUGCUUUUAUCGCAGGGACGUUGAAUGUCUGCAAAGUCUCAAAGCAUGAUCCUGCUUUUAGAGCGCUUCAGUUGACACUCUCUAAACCUUCAACGCCAUCGAAAUCUGGAGAUACUGAAAAGGUGCAAGGCGAUGAUAUCAAGGGAAAGGGCAAGGAGAAGGAUAAAGAUUUGGAAACGGCAGAGCAGACGGUUGCUGAGUCAUCUGCCUUAGCUUCAGAACAAACAUCUACCACAACCACUACUGCGGCGGAUGUUGCUGAGGCUUCCAAAAAAUAUUCGUCUGAAAUAUCAGAGACUGUUAUUCACUUCUUGGUUUCAGAACUCCUCGACAGUCGUACAACAUCGUCUUCUGCUAACCCCCAACCCUCAUCCGUCAACGCGCCUAUUUCUGGGACUCAGCCAUCCAAGACUAUUAUUGCAUCUCCACCUUUGGCUACAGCUCUAUCAACUCAUUCUGAUAAGGAUUCGAAACCAGCUGAGGAUACUCCGCAUGACAUCGACUUUGUGCACAGAUGCUUUGUCCUGCAAUGCUUGAAUGAGCUCCUGAUGUCAUAUCCUUCAUGCAAGGUUGAUUUAAUGAACUACUCGCGUCGAAAAGGUGUAAAGGACUCUGGCAGCGUUGCUAGCAAGCCAAGAGCCAACUGGUUAGGUUACAUUUUGAAUGACCUCAUUCCAUAUAGAGGUACAGUAGCUCAAUCAAGUGACAUGGAACUUCGUAAGCAUUCGAUUGAGUCGAACUUUGCAUGUGCGGUAUUAGUCGCCAUGUGUUCCAACAAUGACGAUGAUGAAGAGGAAAAGAAACCAUUCAGUGACUUGGUGCAAGUCCGUCGGUUUGUAGUUGAUGGUAUCAUUCGGUCUUUUAAGGAUGCAAUUGCAUCAUCUGAUCCUAUUGAAAUCAAGUAUGGCAAAUUCCUGUCAUUGUCCGAGCUGAGUUAUAAAAUUUUGGGCGCGUCCUCUUCCUCCAUUGUCAACGCAAAACCCAGCGAAGAUAUGUCGAUCAACAUUGUCAAGGUGAUGCUAGAGAAAAACUUUAUUAUGACGCUCACCAAUGUUUUGGCAGAUAUCGAUCUCAAUUACCCCCAUGCCAAGGUCCUUGUCAAUGCCGUUCUCAAGCCUCUGGAGCACUUGACCAAGCUUUCUCUCAAGAUGAGUAGAUCAACCGAGCCAGGAUCAUCCAAAGUCCAUCGGCAGUCUACACCGUUAUCUGUUACUGGAAGCGGGGGCGGUUCUGCAGACGAGGCCGACACGCCAGAUUUAUACAGAAAUUCGUCGCUCGGAAUGUUUGAUGGAGCCAACAUAGAAUCUGAAGAGGAGGAUGAAUCUGGUGACUCUGUUGGCGAAGAUGAUAUAUUUGAAGGUGAAGAAUAUGAAGAAGAGACGGCUAGUGAUGCUAGUGACUUGAGUGAGGAAGAUUUCAGCGAUGAUGACGACGAAGAUGAAGACCUCGAGGAAUCCGUUGAACGUAACCCAUUCCAUCAUCACAGUCACGGGAUCUCGGAUGACGAUGAAGAUAAUGAUGACGAAGAUAUGGAUGGUGACGAGGAUGACCUUGAUGAAGAGAUGGAGGCUGAACUCCAUGAGGCUCUCGAUCGUGAGGAUGAUGAGGAUGAUGAAGAAAUGAUGGAGUGGGAUGCUGAAUCAAGGCCCAUCAUUCUCCGUGAGGAUGAUAUUGCGGAGACCAUUGAGGACGAUGAUGACGCUCAAAUUACAGAUCCUGAAUACUUUGAAGAACAGGACCGGGCCCAUCGUCACCAUACUCAUACUCACAACCCUUUCCUUCAUCCAGCAGACGAGGAAGGUAUGGAUGAGGAUGAUGAUGAUGAGGACGAUGAUGAUGAGAAUGUAGAUGAGGAUGAUGAGGGUGAUGAAGACGAUCUCGACGAGGAGGCUGAUGACAUUGUUCUGCUUGACGACGCUGAGGGCUUCGACCCGGUUCGAGGACCAGGUCGUGGAGGACCUUGGGAAAUGACCAGUACCUUUGUGAUCAACGAUCAAGAAGGUUUCCUUAAUGGCGCGCAAGUCAUUGAUCUACGUGGCCGUCGUCCGAGAAGCACUGCCCGUCGCUUGGAUGACCGGGGAUUCUUCUGGAACGAUUCGGUAGUCGACCAAGGACGAUUCUCAUAUAUCGAGGACGAUGAUUUCCCUCUUCUUGGGGCGCCUGCCCGAAAUCCCUUCCUUCAAGUCAAUGACGAUGUGAUCACUCACCCUUUAUUAGCCCAGCCUCGCGCUACGCCAUCGAAUCCUAUUUCGGAUGGCCAUCGUCGUGGCGGUUCACGGAAUGUCGGACUUACAGAUUUACAGGCGUUUGGUGAGCUGUUGAGUGGAAACCCAAGCCAGAUUAUCGGCACAUUGAUGAAUGGAGGUGCCAUUCGUGCGAACCAUGGCGCAUUCCGUGUUGAGGUCAACCAUGGUGGUGCAGCCAUUGUGGCGCCUAUCGAUCGAAGUCUCGCGCAUGGCCACCAUUCUGGAAGUAGCUUAAUCCCAACCAGCUCCUCAGCAGACGCUAGCGGUAACAAGGUUGAUAUGUUUAGCAUUGUUCAUGAUUUUGUUCCUUUCUCAACCUCGCAAAGAUGGUCUCAAGAGUGUCGCAUGAUGUAUGGAGCAACCGCACAGGAAAAGGCUACAAGACUAGUUAACCACAUCGUGAACGCUUUGAUCCCAGCAGCUAAGGAAGAGCAUCGUCUCAAACUUGAACGCGAUGCCAAAGAACUAGAGCAGCGACGUAAGGCUGAAGCAGAACGCAAGCGGAUCGCAGAGGAGAAACGCAAGGCAGAAGAAGAAGCAGCGCGUAUUAAAGCAGAGGAGGCUGAAAAGGCACGGCUCGCGGAAGCUGCAGCGGCGGAGCGUGAAGCAGCCCGUCGUGCGGAGGAGGCUGCAGCUAGAGCAGCACGUGGAGAGACAGAAGGUCCUGAGGCUACACCUUCAUCAGCAGAGACAUCUUCAAUGGAAGUGGAAGGUACUUCGUCUGCAACGGCUGUUCAACCUCAACCUGAGUCUGAGUCUGCAGCUCCAGCUCGUCGGACGGCGUUGAUCGAUGGUGAGAUGGUGGACAUUACUGACAGCGAGAUCGACCCAGAAUUUUUGGAGGCGUUGCCUGAUGAACUGCGUCGAGAAGUGUACAACGACUAUCUUCAGUCGCGCCGUCCCGCCGUACCGGCCGUUCAACCACAGCAACAACAAUCGUCUUCGACUGGCACCCAAGCCAUUAACUCGGUGUUUAUGGAUGCGCUCCCACAGCAUUUGCGAACUGAGCUAGAAGAGAUCAUGAGCGGACAAGAUGCAACAAGAGGUAGUACAUCGACAUCAGGACCUUUGAUGGAUGCGUUCAAUGAGUACACGCUCUCUCGGCUUGUUCCCCGCCUUCGACAACUCUAUCAAGAAGGUGCCAGUCGACCUAAUGUACCGCCCAGUCUUUUGGCAGAAACAACUGCGUUCUUAGACCAAAUUCCUCGAAGCUAUCCUGGAUUGCGAGAAGCACACGAUCUUCUUGUGGGCGCUGCAUCGGGAUCGUCUUCUACGGCUGCUACUAAGAAGGCUGCUGUGCCACGUGAUGCUAUCCAGCUUGUUGACAAGGCAUCACUAGCUACACUUGUUCGACUGAUGUUCCUGCCUCAGCCUGUUGGAAAAAAUAUUUUGAACAAACUCUUAGUCAAUCUGUGCGAAAAUAGUAAAACACGAACCGAAUUGUUAUCACUUUUACUCUCGAUCUUACAGGAUGGAGGUACUGAUUUGGCGGCCGUGGAUAAGAGCUUUGCGCAGAUGUCGCUUCGAGGGAAGGCCAUUGUUAAAGCUCACCAACAUCAAAAGGGCAAGGGUGCGGCGGCUCUAUCGACACCAGCGCUCACAGCGACAGACAAUGUACCUAACCUUGUAGCUCGUCGAUGCUUCGAAUCGCUUUCCUAUAUUGUCUCGUAUAACUCGCAAGCAGUGCUAUUUUUCCUUACGGAACAGGAGCAUCAUAUUGCCUUGAAGCGCACGCCUUCCAAGAAGGGUAAAGGCAAAGAAAGAGCCAUCAGCUCCAAGUAUCCGAUUGUGCUUCUGUUGGACCUUCUGGAACGGCCCAUUUUUAUUGAGAACGCUGCUCUGAUGGAACAGUUAAUGAUGUUGCUCUCCCUCAUUUGUCGUCCGUUGGCAACGUUAGCAAAGGAAGAAGAUGAAGAGAAGGAUAAAAAGGAAGAGAAGAAGGAGAAAGCAAGAGCUGAGGAAGGUGCUUCCAUAUCUGCCUCAACUAACACAGUAGCCACAUUGACGGGCUCGUCGGCUGCCACGGGACCAGAUACAACAGGGGCUUCAAAUGAGACGAGUGUUGCUGCACCUGCCGAAAACCCGACAUCAGUAUCCACCGUAGAUGAAAGAUCAAAUGCUAUAGCAGCCACUGCAACUGAAAGUGAUAGUAAGUCAGAUACCAAAGCCGAGGCCAAGACAGCCGACAAUGAGCCACCAACAUUGAAGCCUCCCGUGAUUCCCGAUCACUGUCAGCAAUUGAUCGUCCGGGUACUCACUGCAGGAGAGUGCUCUAGUAAGACAUUCCAAUUCACACUAUCCGUAAUCCAAAAUCUUUCAGUGCUACAGGGCGCACGGGACGUGAUCACAACUGAGUUAAUCCGAGUUGCGCGGGAACUAGGAGGUGGCAUUCUAGAGAACUUGGAUACACUCUCUGAGACAUUAUCAAAUGCAAUGAGUGGCGUAGAUGUUCAAGGAGUAGCCCUCGAGAAGUUCACACCCGCGUCAUCGAAGCAAGCCAAGUUGCUGCGUGUUCUUAAAACAAUCGACUACAUGUAUUCUAAAAAGCAAGGCCCUAAUCCCACCCCAGCGACAACACAAGUCAACAUUGAACUUGCGCCUACUCUGGAUCCCGAGGAGGCCGAUGCAGUCAUGCCCAGGUCAAUGCGUGAUGUUGGUCAUGGACCUAUGAAGUUGAGCAAGGAUGAGGAGAAAGUUUCGGAAAUCUAUGAUAGUCUUUCGUUCAACACUCUAUGGACCAAAGUCGGAGAUACACUCGAGCUGAUUCGUGAGAGAAACGACAUGAUCCAUGUAGCGACAGUUCUUUUGCCACUGAUUGAGUCGUUCAUGGUUGUCUGCAAGUAUGUGGGACUUCGACCCUCGACAUUAGAAAUGGAGGAAGCAGAAUGCAAGGCGACAUCCACAUCAACUGAGGAAUUGUUCUUACAGUUUACUGAGAAACAUAGCAAGAUCCUUAAUAUCAUGGUUCGCAAUAACCCCUCAUUAAUGUCCGGCUCAUUCUCGCUGCUGGUGCACAAUCCUAAGAUGUUGGAGUUUGACAACAAGCGUAAUUACUUUACACAACAACUCCACAAGCGGAGCCCCACUCGGGAGCAUUAUGGUACAUUACAAAUGAAUGUUCGUCGUGAGAUGGUCUUUGUAGAUUCAUUCUCGCAGUUGCAGUCUAGGACGGGUGAAGAGAUCAAAUACAGCAAGCUGAAUGUGCAUUUCCAUGGUGAGGAAGGCGUCGACGCCGGUGGUGUAACCCGAGAAUGGUUCCAAGUGUUGGCUAGACAGAUGUUCAAUCCAGAUUAUGCGCUAUUCAAGACAUCAGCUGCAGACAAAUUGACAUAUCAGCCCAAUCGAGCGUCAUAUGUCAAUCCUGAUCACUUGUUGUUUUUCAAGUUUAUUGGACGAGUUAUUGGCAAGGCUAUCUAUGAUGGACGUCUCUUGGACGCUUAUUUUACAAGAUCUUUCUAUAAGCACAUCCUAGGACGGCCUGUUGACUAUCGUGAUGUGGAGGCUGUUGACCCUGAGUACUAUAAGUCGCUAGUGUGGAUGCUUGAGAAUGAUAUUACAGAUAUUGUGGAAGAAACUUUCUCGGUGGAGACGGACGAUUUUGGCAACAAGAAGAUUGUAGAUUUGAAGCCUAAUGGACGGAACAUUCCUGUGACUGAGGAGAACAAGCAUGAAUAUGUGAAGUAUAUCACAGAGCAGAAGUUGACACUAGCAAUUAAGGAUCAGAUUCACUCUUUCUUGCAAGGAUUCCAUGAGAUUAUCCCAGCACAUCUGAUUAGCAUUUUCAACGAGCAGGAGCUGGAACUUUUGAUUUCAGGUUUGCCAGAUAUUGAUGUGGAUGAAUGGAAGAACAACACGGAAUAUCAGAACUACACACAAGCCUCGCCCCAGAUCCAGAACUUCUGGAGAGCCGUUCGAUCAUUUGAUCAGACAGAGCGAGCCAAGCUGCUGCAGUUUGUGACAGGAACGUCCAAGGUCCCACUUGGUGGAUUCUCCCAGCUUCAGGGUAUCUCUGGUGUUCAAAAAUUCCAGAUUCACAAGGACUUUUCGUCAACGAAGCGUUUGCCUUCCGCACAUACAUGCUUCAAUCAAUUGGAUCUGCCAGAGUAUGAAACCUAUGAGGAAUUGCGACAGCAGUUGUUGACAGCUAUCUCAGAGUGUAGCACGGGAUUCGCAUUCGCAUAAGGCUUGAUUUCUAUAAAGAAG